Messenger RNA from Eimeria maxima, 2139 nucleotides. RefSeq lists its product as hypothetical. The coding region runs from base 1 to 2139 and encodes 712 amino acids. The transcript has 3 exons. Gene Ontology annotation, cellular component: mediator complex. Gene Ontology annotation, biological process: regulation of transcription by RNA polymerase II. Lineage: Eukaryota; Apicomplexa; Conoidasida; Eucoccidiorida; Eimeriidae. Gene Ontology annotation, molecular function: transcription coactivator activity. The record is from RefSeq and is a predicted model, not a curated record.
AUGCUACCCUGGGGUUCUAGGGGCCCCCCUGGUGGUCUAGGGGGUCUAACGGGCCCCUCUUUCCCUCUUCCGACUGGCGGAUGGCGGAGCACAGAGGACAAAGGAUGGGGCCCCUCUGUUCCUCCCCCCCGUCUUAUACCCCAAAGGAGUUACCUGCGUCUCUCUCAGUCUCUUAGAUGGACACAAGGAGGAGUUGUUGUUGAGAGCCAUGCUGCAAGUGCACAAGUUAUGUGUACAGUAGCAUCAGAAGAAACUGCUGCAAAGGGAGAGCGAGAUUUAUCAGGACGCAGCAGCAGCAGCAGCAGCAGCAACAGCACGGGGUUACCUAGCAGCAACAAGAGCACAUUUAGAUCAACAACGAAUCCAAUUGGAGGAUAUAAAAGACAGCAGCAGCAAGUUUAUCCUAUUGUUGCUUCUGCUGCUGCUGUUCGUGCUCAAUACACAGCAGGGGCCCCACACACUAGAGGGGAGAUUAAAUCUGUACAAUUCCUUAGGAGGAUAGAGGUCGUACAUACAACCACUGCUGCAGUGCAGCAGCCGCAGCAGCAGCAACAGCAACAGCAGCAGCGUUUCAAUAGCAGCAGCAGCAGAAGCAGCAGCAGCAGCAACGCCUUCAACAAAUUCAACAGCAGCAGCGGACCGAUAGGUGCUAUAGAAGGUCCUCAGGCUUAUUUGCGCAGCUAUAGUCAAGGUACUGCAGCAGGAGGCCUUCCUGCUGCAGCAAAACCUACUGCAUCUAGAGGCCAACCUCUGCCUUGGCAGCAGCUACAAGCUCUUGAAGAUGGCGAAGCAGCAGCAGCAGCAGCAGCAGCAGAAGCAGCAGCCAGAGGAAGGGGAGGGGAGAGGAGCACUGUAUUGCGGCGUUCAUCUUCAGUUGCUAAUCGUAGUGGCGUUGCUGCUACCGUUGCUGCAGCAGCAGCAGCAGCAGAAGGGUUUGAGCCUACAGAUAUAAGUAACAGCUUAAUUGGAUCAUUUUUAGACUUAAAGGAAAUAAAAACAAAAAAAGAAAAUAAAAAAGAAAGAAAAUCAUCUGCAGCAAUUCGUCGUCGCAGCAGCAAUGCAGCAGCAUCAGCAGCAGCACCAUUAGAACUUUCUAGUGUACGUACGGUUAAGCGGCCGUCGCUGCAGCAGAAGAUUACCGGCCAGCAGCAGCAGCAGCAGCAGCAAAUGAGAAACGGCUCGCCAGUAGCAAGGAUAGUUGCUGCUAGGCCUUCUAAGGCUGCUGCAGCAAGAAGGAAGAAGACUCUUAGCAGCAGCAGCAGCAACAGCAACAGCAGCCGUAGCAGGAGCAGCAGCAGGAGCAGCAACGGUGGCGGAUUUGCGUAUCCAACGCAAUCCUAUGCUCUUUCCUCUAGCUUUAGAAAGGAGAUGUGGGGUGUAUCUCCACCAGAAGGAGCAGCAGCAGCAGCUGCUGCUGCUGCUGGACUAGCAGAAGACACGGACAUGUCUUACAUACAACCUAAAUGGAGGCAGCAGCAGCAGCAGCAGCAGCAGCAGCAGCAGUCGUCCCGUUAUAUGAGUACAACAGAGGCAUACUUUGGCCGAGUGCCAAAGACUUCUAUAGACUUCCAGCGUCUCUUUUCUCAUAGAAAAACAGAUAAGAAGGGGGGUCUAGGCAGCAGCAGCAGCAGCAGCAGCAACAACAGCAGCAGCAACAACAACAGGGGUAGGGAUAGGGAGGAGGGAGAUGAGAUAACUAUGAAGAAACAAAGUAGUUGGUGGCCAAGACGCAAAACAACUGCAGCAGCAGCAGCAGCAGCAACAGCAGGAGCAGGAGCAGCAGCAGCACCAGGGAUGGAAGCAGCAGCAUUUGAAUGGCUGCAGCGUGAUGAUACAAUUGACGAAGGAAGAAAAGGAAAAGAAAAGAAUAAAAAAGAAAAAAAAAAAGAAAAAAAAGAAGAAAAAAAAGAAGAAAAAAAGAAAUAUAAGACACCUAAAGGAUUAGAGGCAGCAGCAGUUGUUCGUGCUGUUGCUGCAGCAGAAUCAACAGCAGCAGCAGCAGCAGCAGCAAGAGCAGCAGCCAAUCCUCGCUCAUUGAGAGCACCAUGGUAUCCAGUAGACCGAUCUGAUGCAGCAACAGCAGCAGCAGCAGCAGCAGCACCUGCUGCUUUAGGGUUGAAUGAUUGGAUGCAGCAGUAG